CUCAAGUGGACAUUUAAUAUGGGACGGAGGUAAUAUAUAAGUAUAUAAAAGAAAUAUGACUAAAAAUGAUCUCAAAGAUAAAAAAAAAGUUAUAGCGAGUUAAAAUUUUUGAAAUUAACAACUAAAAUGGGACAGAGAUAGGGAGUACAAAAGGACUAAUAUUCCCCAAAUAUUUACCGGAACAUAUAAUAUGAGCAUCUUUAGCGAUUGGAAAUGAAGCUCAUUUUUUUUUUUUUUUUUGAGUUCAUCAUUACCAGUGUAUAGAUAUAUUUGCACAGUUGGAAUUCUGAUUUUUGGAAGCAUCUAUUGAUUACGAGAUGAACUAUUGCUCGUUUUAGCAAAGCAUUCAUUACAUAUCACCAUUCUUUUAUUCCCAAUAUACUUUCAAUUUAUCUUUGUUCAAUUCAUGUAACACGUCUUGACAAUUAUUCAAUACUUUUCUUACAGAACAUCUUCAGUCACUAUAUAUAUAUAUAUAUGAUGUAUCAUCUAUUUUACUCAUCUCUUCAGACAAAACCGGCGAAUUAGAAGAAGACAACCGAUUGGAUAGAUCAAAGAGCCGGAAUUUUUUUAUUCUGGAGACGAGUCGAUUUGGUGACGAGGAGAAUGUGAACCUUCUGAACCACUUCAUCCUAUAGUAGACAAAGGAGAAGGCGAACCUUCUGAACCACUUCAUCCAAUAGUUUAUAAGAAUCGUUUGAACCAUUUCGGUGGAAAUAGCAAGGUCCAUAGUAUAUAUUAUAUAUUCAUGUGUUUGGAAAUAACAAGGACGAUAGUGUAUUUUAUAUAUAUUGAUAGUGCUGAAAAGUCGUUUCCUUAACCAGGUAGGUAGCUCAUCGACAAUGGUGGAGAUGCCAGACCCUUCCAUCAAUUUUAAUGUAGAUUUGCGGAGUGCAGUAACUUUCCGGCGCCCAGCAUCGGAAAAUCACCUAUGGGCAUUUUGGAGUGAGCCGACUCUCUGUCCUUGCAGUGGUAGUAUUACCGAUUCAGUAACUAGCACUCCCACCACCAAUCAAAGGAUUACAGAGAAGACCAAAAAUGCGCUUCUACACUUCCACAAUAAUUGCAAUCUGAAUCAAAUUCUAAUUCAGUUUUGGGCACCCAUCACAACAGAAACAGGGUGUGUCCAGCUUGAAAUUUCAGACCAACCUUUUGUUCUAACUGAAGAUCCCGAUGAACGACUUCUCAAGUAUAGGAAGCAUUGCUUGGACUAAAAAUUUAAUGUGGAUGGAGCAGAAGAACACCUUGGAAUUCGUGGCCGUGUGUUCCGCCAAAAAGUGCAAGAGUGUACUACAGAUGUGCAAUAUUACUCUAGCAAAGAGUACCCACAGGGCAACUUUGCUCUAACUUGCAAUAUUUCUGCUUCUUUUGCUUUCCCCAUGUUUCACACAUCUUUUCACGACUACGUUGGAGUACUUGAGUUCAUAACUACACGUUUCGUAGAUUUAUGCGGUAUCUGUGCUUUGAUUUUAAAGCAUACGCACCUGGUUCGUUGAAAAUUUCUUCUAAUUAAUUUGCUGAGAAGCUGAGAUAUGAAUGCAAGAUAUUUGGGGAUGAUUUGAUUUUCCAUUUCCAUCAAUUCAAAUCUUACAAAAUUAUUCAUUUCUCUUCUCUUGCAGAAUGCAGAAAUGAAAAGUUCUUUAUGUCGUCAUUUAAUUUUUAGGGUAAGUUACAGCUGUAAUAUGCAAAUA
This is a messenger RNA of Cornus florida, 1691 nucleotides long. RefSeq lists its product as uncharacterized. Gene Ontology annotation, molecular function: DNA-binding transcription factor activity. Bases 843 to 1214 code for a protein of 123 amino acids. The record is from RefSeq and is a predicted model, not a curated record. The transcript has 2 exons. NCBI's taxonomy places the organism in Eukaryota, Viridiplantae, Streptophyta, Magnoliopsida, Cornales, Cornaceae.